CUCUCUCUCUCUCUCUUACUUAUUCUUUCUGGGUCUGUCUCUCUGUCCCUUUCUCUCAUCGAUUCUAACCCCAUGGAUUCUCCUUCAGCUCUUUUUCCUCGCCUUUAUUAAUAUAUAUAUAUAUAUAUUUUUUUUUUUUCUUUAACUUUGAAUUCGUCGAAACCUCGAACUUAAAUCACUGCCUCAUCAAUAUACUAUCUACUUCAAUGUUGGCAGGAACUUAUCAGUGAUCGAUUUUUUUAAUCAACUGCAGAACAAGAAAUGGCUAAACAAGUUGUUGCCAAUCAACCAGCAACUUCCUUUGAGUAUGAACUAUUUGAAGGUGAUCCUGACCAUCUAAGAACUGUUAUAGCCUCAUCAAGUCAGAUAAGUCCUUGGAUUGAACCAGCAAAAUUGAAACUUAGGCACAGAAUUGGAAGGGGGCCUUUUGGUGAUGUAUGGUUGGCAACCCAUCAUCACUCAACUAAAGAUUAUGAUGAGUAUCAUGAAGUGGCUAUCAAAUUGUUGCCUCUGAUUAAAGAGGACCACUUGAAAGCUGUUUUUGAUAAAUUUGAGACUCUAUUUUUUAAGUGUCAAGGGACAGGAGGUGUUUGUUGGCUACAUGGAAUUUCAAUUUUAAGUGGAAAGGUGUGCAUUAUUAUGAAAUUCUAUGAAGGAUCAGUUGGUGACAAAAUGGCCCAUCUCAAGGGAGGGAAGCUUGCAUUGCCUGAUGUAUUGAGGUAUGGAAUAGAGUUGGCUCAAGGAAUUUUGGAACUACACUCGAAAGGGAUAUUGGUUCUGAACCUUAAACCAUCUAAUGUUCUUCUUAACGAGAACAAUGAAGCAAUUCUUGGAGAAUUUGGUAUUCCUUAUCUUCUUCUUGGUAUUCCGCUUCCAAGUUCAGAUAUGGUCCGUAGGCUUGGAACUCCAAACUACAUGGCUCCAGAACAGUGGCAACCAGAAGUAAGAGGUCCAAUAUCCUUUGAGACUGAUUCUUGGGGAUUUGGGUGCACUAUUGUGGAGAUGUUAACUGGUGUUCAGCCUUGGCGUGGAAAAUCUGUUGAUGAAAUAUAUAAUUUGGUUGUCAGAAAACAGGAAAAACCCCAUAUACCAAGUUGCCUUCCUCCUCCAGUAGAGAGUGUUCUUUUGGGUUGUUUUGAGUCUGACUUGAGAAGUCGCCCUUUAGUAACAGACAUAUUAGAAGUGUUUAAAAGCACACAGAAUGCACUUUCUGGUGAUGGAAGCUGGACGGGUCUUGGAAGCAGAACAAUCACAGAAAAAUCAAGCAGCACUGGUUACACAGAGUGGUUCCUUUCAAAAGAUCGUCUGCAAGUGGGCGACACUGUGCGGUCCAGAAAGCCACCAAAUUCUUGCAAAUCUGAGAACAUGCAUGUCCCAGAAGGAACAGUAGUGGGUGUAGAACGUGGCACAGAUCAUGGUAACUUUGUUCUGGUAAGGGUCCAUGGCAUCCAUGAUCCAUUAAGGGUCCAUGUUUCAACACUGGAACGUGUCACUUCUGGCUUGGCUGCUGGUGAUUGGGUGCGCUUGAAGGAAGAAGACAAGAAACACUCACCAGUGGGUAUCCUACAUUCUGUCAGCCGUGAUGGUAAAGUCAAUGUCGGAUUUAUAGGAGUGGAAACACUUUGGGAAGGAAAUUCAUCAGUAUUUGAGAUGGCAGAGUCUUACUGUGUGGGCCAGUUUAUUAGGUUGAAAGCCAAUGUUUUGAGCCCCAGAUUUGAAUGGCCUCGUAAAAGGGGAGGGACUUGGGCCACAGGGAGGAUUAUGAGGAUCCUACCAAAUGGAUGCCUCAUUGUCAAGUUUCCUGGAAUCCCGACUUUAGGAGAUGAAAACAGCACCUUCUUGGCUGAUCCAGCAGAAGUAGAAGUGGUUAAUUUCAAUACUUGCCCAGGGAUGGUGAGGAAAUACCAACAUCUUGAGGAUUUUCACUGGGCAGUGAGACCUCUUUUGAUUGCAUUGGGCCUGUUUACAGCCAUGAAGCUAGGUAUUUUCGUAGGAAAGGGAAUGAGGAGGUCGAAGUUGAAGAGGCGAGAAAUCGGCAUUAUAGAAAGUGAGAAUCAACAUGUGGAAAGUCAGAAUGCUGGAAAUCCAGCAUGGAUGCCUCCAUCAGUGGCAAAUAUCCUUUUCAGAGAAGGCAUCGCCACCACUACUGCACGAUAGUCUUUGAACUCAAAUUCUCUCUGCCCAUGGCUAGUUGGAAUUUGCUAACAUUAGAUUAGCAGCACCUGGUUUAUUGGUAAAGCUAUUAUGUUGGGUAUUGAAAUGCAGAAUGGACCAAUAUUAUUUUGCUGCCAAAUAGUUAUUUUAAAUUUCCACGAUAAUGUCUGGCUUGUACAUAGAUGUGAAGAUGUAGGUAUGGUCGUGAAUUCGUUAGUUUUACUAUAAAACUCUUUUCUUAUUUUAUUCAA
This is a messenger RNA of Ziziphus jujuba (common jujube), 2405 nucleotides long. RefSeq names its product protein KINASE OF THE OUTER CHLOROPLAST MEMBRANE 1. Gene Ontology annotation, molecular function: protein kinase activity; ATP binding. Gene Ontology annotation, biological process: protein phosphorylation. The transcript has 5 exons. Bases 262 to 2157 code for a protein of 631 amino acids. The record is from RefSeq and is a predicted model, not a curated record. Lineage: Eukaryota; Viridiplantae; Streptophyta; Magnoliopsida; Rosales; Rhamnaceae.